AUGAAGGCUCUCCUUAUUCUGGGGCUUCUCCUCCUUUCCGUUGCUGUCCAGGGCAAGAAAUUUGAGAGAUGUGAGCUUGCCAGAACUCUGAAGAAAUUUGGAUUGGCUGGCUACAAGGGAAUCAGCCUGGCAAACUGGAUGUGUUUGACCUAUGGAGAAAGCCGUUAUAACACACAAGUUACAAACUAUAAUCCCAGAAGCAAAAGCACUGAUUAUGGGCUAUUUCAGAUCAACAGCAAAUGGUGGUGUAAUGACGGCAAAACCCCAAAAGCAGUUAACGGCUGUGGUAUAUCCUGCAGUGCUUUGCUGAAAGAUGACAUCACUCAAGCUGUAGCAUGUGCAAAGAAGAUUGUCAGUCAGCAAGGCAUUACAGCAUGGGUGGCAUGGAAAAACAACUGUAAAAACCGAGAUCUCACGAAUUAUGUUAAGGGUUGUGGAGUGUAA
This is a messenger RNA of Rangifer tarandus platyrhynchus (Svalbard reindeer), 444 nucleotides long. NCBI's taxonomy places the organism in Eukaryota, Metazoa, Chordata, Mammalia, Artiodactyla, Cervidae. The record is from the annotation of a GenBank genome assembly.